UCUGGUCUUUGCUCUGUUUCUAUUUUAGCUCGGCUCUCUCAGACAGCAGUCAUGGCUCGCUGCAGGAGUUACUUACGAGGACUCGCCAUCUGUGUCACUGUGCUGCUACUGGUGUCUGGUGUGGUGAUGAUAGGCGUCGGAUUUUCCUCCGUCGAAGACAAUAUAUUGGUUGCCCAGUUGUCCAGUAGUGACGGCUUACUGGUCCUACAGGUGUUCGGUCCAAUCACUGUGGUUUUGUCAGUUCUGGGAAUCUGUGCCGCGUCUUUGGACCUUAAACCUCUACUGCUGGUGUUUUCCGCUCUGAUAUUCGUGGAGUUUGUGGCUAUGAUGGUUGUUGCCGCACCACUGGUUCAUGUUCAAGCUCAGAUGGGCGGUGCAGUGGACGAGGUGUUUCUCAACGUAACUCCCCUCCACAGAGCAGAGAGUUACAUCCAGACUGAACUCAACAAACUCCAGGCCUCCGACUCUUGUUGUGGGUUGAGGAGUUUUGAGGACUGGGAGAAUCAACUUCCUGUCACCUGUUUCUGCACACCGCCCGCGUCCAACCUGCAGCCGAGCUCUCAGUCUGCUAACUCCAGCUCAGAGGGGCACUGUGUGAUGGUGGGCCCCGACUUUUACCCUCCGAACCAACAGCUCACAGAGAAACUAUGGGUUCACUCCGAGCCCUGUGGUCCCAUCCUGAAGAGCUACCUGAGCUUCCCCAUCAAACUCAGGAUAGGAAUCAUUUCAGCCUUCGCCACCAUUACGAUGGCGGCCAUUGCUCUGUGUCUGACGUUGGGUCUGGAGGAAUAUUGGAAGACGCCUCCGGUGGAAACUACAGUCGAUGACUUCAACAGAGUGAAAUAUAAACCCAAACCCUCCCUCACCUGACCUCUGACCUCUGACCCCUCAGCCACGACUGAGGCCUCAGUUCAAACUGCUGGUGGUGAUCGCAAGAGUUCGACGAAACUGCGUCAUCCACUCUUUGGGGAUCUGAAUUUUCUUUAUACAUAAUUUAUAGUUGACAGAAUGCCAGUUUUAAGAAGAGAUGAAACCGUUCCUAUCUCUGUUUAUGUUAUUAUAUUUGGCUGGGUGAAAAAAAAACUUUAAUCUAAAUAAAGAAGGAAUGGCAGCUGGUUUGGAUGAAAUGUUUGGCUCUCAACUUUCUUUUUUAAAAAGUGCGUUAUAAAUAAAGUUUAUUUUAUCAGUGA
Molecule: messenger RNA, 1190 nt
Organism: Perca flavescens (yellow perch)
Lineage: Eukaryota; Metazoa; Chordata; Actinopteri; Perciformes; Percidae
Product: 23 kDa integral membrane protein
Exons: 9
Coding region: 52-870 (272 amino acids)
Cellular component (GO): plasma membrane
Source: RefSeq, a predicted model, not a curated record